AUGAACAACAACGACCCUGCGGCCGAGCCGUCGAAGAUCGAGGGCUACCUCAUCGUGAAACUGCACAUGCGCCGGCGCCGCUACUGCGUGCUCUUGGGCCGGACGCUGGGGGUCUUUGCAAGCAAGGAAGAGGCCAAGGGUCGCGCGGGGCCACGCACGUCGUACUCGGUCGUCGGGGUCAAAGACAUGGACGAGCUGGAGAAAGGCACAAAGGAGUCGCUCGUGGGCUCGACGACGUACCAGAACGCGCUCAUCGUCUCGACGAUCAAGUCCAAGGUCCUCGUUAUUGAGGCAGAGACCAAGACAGAGAAGCAGCGUUGGCACCAUGCGAUGACAGCACUCAAUUUUUGCUCAGACGACAUCGAGAAGGAGCUCAUCGCCGACAGCUUGCGACAGCCUGACUUUGACGGCCACGUCGCCGUUGCGCUUUUGCACAAGUACCGGGACCAUGCCGUGGCAACAGAUCUCAUUGUGGACCAGCUCGCACAGUAUGCGACGCGGUCGAUCGACGACGUGGAAUUUUACCUCCAGCAAGUCGUACACUUGCUAGUCCACGCAGACACACCUCGCAAUGCGGACAAGCUUGUUCCUCUGCUUCUCUCCAUCUGCAAGGGCAAAUCAUAUCUCGCGCACCUGGGCAACUCGAUCCACCUGGCGCUCCAGCUUUUUUGGCUCCUCGAGAGUCUCAUCCACGACUGCCGCGAGUCACCGUCCUACAAUCUUGUGGCCAUGCUCCUCUUGUCGAUCGAGGCCAAGGUCGUGAACCAGCACCUCGAGCUCUCGCAGGUCGUGCAUGAUGUCCCGGGCUUGCGUGAUGCGAUUCGAAACGAAGACAACGACAAUGCGACGGAUCCAACAAUGCCUCUUACGGACGCCGAGAAGAGUGCUCUCCUCGAAUGGGUCGAGACCGAGCGCCUCAAGCGCUACAAGUAUUUUCAUCAAGAACGUGACUUUGUGCGCGCGCUCACCGACAUUUCGGAGAAAAUGCGCCACUUGGAGCCGCGCGAGCUUCGAAAGCCUGCUCUUCCCGGCCUCCUUCGAGAGCUUGAAAUCCCAGAGAUGGCGUAUAUCCCGCUGGGCCGUGCGUCAGAUCCAUUUGCGCGUGUGUUGCGCGUUCUCCCCGACGAGGGCACAGUCUUCUCGACACACUCGCGUGCGCCGUGCCUCAUUUGUUUCGAGGUGCUCCAAGACGCCCAAAACAAAGAAGAGCCAAUGCUUCUCGACGACAGCCCCUUGUCUCCGACGCAUACGCCGUCGCUCACGACGGCAUCAUCGUCGUGUCUGAUGGACGACGGUGCCGAAAUUGCACGCCUCGUUCAUGCGCAACUCGGCGCGAUCUUCAGCGCCGUCGAGUUGGACGACGACGAGGUUUCGACCUGGAAGGACAUUGUGGACGAGAACCUUCACUCGAGCAUCUUGCGUCGCAGCUCCAAGACCGCGUACGAAAUGGGACUGUCCAAGCUCAUGCUCCUUGAUCCAUGUGUGUUCGGUGAGAGCUGGAGCGAUAAGAAGAAGCGCAUCCAGGCGGCGUCACCGGACGGCCAUCGUCCCGGCUGGAACCUCGUCUCGGUCAUAUCAAAGUCGAACGACGACAUGCGCCAAGAAGUAUUUGCGCUGCAGCUGAUCGCCAAGUUUCGAGAUAUUUUUGCCGGCGCCAACCUCCCCCUCUGGUUGCGCUCGUACCGCAUCGUCUCCACGGGCAACUCCACAGGGCUCAUCGAGACAAUCAACGAUGCCCAGUCGCUUGAUGCACUCAAGAAGCAGAAAAACUACAAGAGCCUGCGUGUGCACUUUGAGCGCACGUACGGUGACCCGUUAUCCAUUGGCUUUCGCACGGCGCAGCGCAACUUUGUGCAGAGCCUCGCGGCGUACUCUCUCGUGUGCUUCAUCCUCCAGAUCAAGGACCGGCACAACGGCAACAUCUUGCUCGACACGCAAGGUCGACUCAUCCACAUCGACUUUGGCUUCCUCCUCGGGAUCGCGCCAGGCGGCAACUGGAGCCUCGAGAGCCAAGCGCCAUUCAAGCUCACGAAGGAGAUGGUCGAGGUCCUCGGCGGCGUCCAGUCACCUAUGUUUGCCAAGUUUGCGCAGCUCUUUGCCGCGGGCUUUGUCGCGCUCCAGCGCAACGCCGAGAAGAUACUGACGCUAGUCGAAAUCAUGAUGCACAAGUCGACGUUUCCCUGCUUCACCAACCGCGACGUGCUCAAGGACCUCCAGCGGCUUCGUGAGCGCUUUGCCGAGCCGCUACCCCUCGAUGCAACCGUCAAGCAUGCGCUGAAGCUCGUCAAGCUCAGCUACAAGAACAAGUGGACGAAGCGCUACGACAAGUUCCAGAAACUCACGAACGGCAUCGUGCCUUAA
Molecule: messenger RNA, 2361 nt
Organism: Saprolegnia diclina VS20
Lineage: Eukaryota; Oomycota; Saprolegniomycetes; Saprolegniales; Saprolegniaceae
Exons: 6
Coding region: 1-2361 (786 amino acids)
Biological process (GO): phosphatidylinositol-mediated signaling; phosphatidylinositol phosphate biosynthetic process
Cellular component (GO): membrane; cytoplasm
Molecular function (GO): 1-phosphatidylinositol 4-kinase activity
Source: RefSeq, a predicted model, not a curated record